Molecule: messenger RNA, 3545 nt
Organism: Ailuropoda melanoleuca (giant panda)
Lineage: Eukaryota; Metazoa; Chordata; Mammalia; Carnivora; Ursidae
Gene: BCL6B
Product: BCL6B transcription repressor
Exons: 9
Coding region: 186-1610 (474 amino acids)
Biological process (GO): regulation of transcription by RNA polymerase II
Cellular component (GO): nucleus
Molecular function (GO): RNA polymerase II cis-regulatory region sequence-specific DNA binding; DNA-binding transcription factor activity, RNA polymerase II-specific; protein binding
Source: RefSeq, a predicted model, not a curated record
GCCCCGGGCUCGCCAUCUGGAGAGCAAGGGAGGAAGGAAGGAUACAGACCCAGGCGUUCACCCCACCUCCACCCCCGCCCCCGCCAUCCCGGCCAGAUAAAGGAGCCGAGUCCAAGAGGGGAGAGAGACCCCGCCCCCCUGAGAAGAGGAGCCGCAGCCCCUGCAGGACGGGGGCCUGCGUCGCGAUGGGUUCCACCGCCACACCGGAGGGCGCCCUGGGCUACGUCCGCGAGUUCACUCGCCACUCCUCCGACGUGCUGGGCAACCUGAAUGAACUGCGCCUGCGCGGGAUCCUCACUGACGUCACGCUGCUGGUUGGCGGGCAACCCCUUCGAGCUCACAAGGCGGUUCUUAUCGCCUGCAGUGGCUUCUUCUAUUCAAUUUUCCGAGGCCGCGCAGGCGUGGGUGUGGACGUGCUCUCCCUGCCCGGGGGCCCCGAAGCCGGAGGCUUCGCCCCUCUCCUGGAUUUCAUGUACACUUCGCGCCUACGCCUCUCUCCAGCCACUGCACCGGCCGUCCUCGCGGCCGCCACCUACUUGCAGAUGGAACACGUGGUCCAGGCAUGCCACCGCUUCAUCCAGGCCAGCUAUGAACCUCUGGGCAUCUCCCUGCGGCCUUUGGAGGCAGAACCCCCCACGCCCCCAACGGCCCCUCCACCAGGCAGCCCCAGGCGCUCCGAAGGGCAUCCAGACCCACCCACCGAGUCUCGAAGCUGCAGUCAAGGCCCCCCCAGUCCAGGCAGCCCAGACCCCAAGGCCUGCAACUGGAAAAAGUACAAGUUCAUCGUGCUAAACUCUCAGGCCUCCCAAGCAGGCAGCCUGGCGGGAGAGAGGAGUUCUGGUCAACUUUGCCCCCAGGCCAGGCUCCCCAGCGGAGAUGAGGCUUCCAGCAGCAGCGGCAGCGAAGAAGGACCCAUUCCUGGUCCCCAGAGCAGGCCCUCUCCAACUGCUGUCACGGGACAGUUCAAAUGUGGGGCUCCAGUCAAUCCCCCCCAUCUCCUCGCAGCCCCAGCUCAAGAGACCACUGGCUCACACUCUGGGCGGGCUUGUCCACCACCAGGAAGUGAAUUUUUCAGCUGCCAGAACUGUGAGGCGGUGGCUGGGUGCUCGUCGGGGCUGGACCCCUUGGCUCCUGGGGAUGAGGACAAGCCCUACAAAUGUCAGCUCUGCCGGUCUGCCUUCCGCUAUAAAGGCAACCUGGCCAGUCACCGCACGGUGCACACAGGGGAGAAGCCCUACCACUGUUCCAUCUGCGGAGCCCGCUUUAACAGGCCGGCCAACCUGAAAACGCACAGCCGCAUCCAUUCGGGAGAGAAGCCCUAUAAGUGUGAGACGUGCGGCUCGCGCUUCGUGCAGGUAGCGCAUCUGCGCGCGCACGUGCUGAUCCACACCGGGGAGAAGCCCUAUCCUUGUCCUACCUGCGGCACUCGCUUCCGCCACCUACAGACCCUCAAGAGCCACGUUCGCAUCCACACGGGGGAGAAGCCGUACCAUUGCGACCCCUGCGGCCUGCAUUUCCGGCACAAGAGUCAACUUCGCUUGCAUCUGCGCCAGAAGCACGGAGCUGCUACGAACACCAAAGUGCACUACCACAUUCUGGGGGGGCCCUAGCUGGGCGCCCCGCCCAGAUCCCACGCGCUUCCCGGAACCCGGGACGGCCGCGGGCUCACGUCUGGCUUCCCCGUCGGGCUUGCGCAUGGGGGGCGUGCGAGGCCCCUCCGGUGUCAGAAACUGCCACCGCCUUAAAUUCUCACUGGGGAGAGCAGGGGUGGCAGAUCUCCGCUUGAUCUGCCUCUGUUUUGCUGGUCAAAACCUCUUCCCCACAAUCCAAAUUGUUUCGGAGGAGACAGCCAGCUGGGAGCUGCGGGAGCGCAGGGGGCAUGGAGGGAACGCGCCUCCACCUGCGGCCCCCCUCUCAUUUGGUUUCUCUGUAAAUAUAAUUUAUUGAGGCCUGUGGGUAACACCAGGGCCUUCAUUCUAUUGCAUUUCCCACGUCCCUCUCCCACAAGUGUGAUCAGAUGUGACCUGAAGCACAGCGUGUGAGGUCACAGCUCUGCGGGCAGAGAUGAGCACUUGGCUGUCUUCCUUCGGCUUGACUGUUCUAUGUGUAUUCUUGUCAUAACUUUCAUCUUUACAGUUGUUGUUUCUCCUAUCCGUUUGCUUGUCGGUUCAUUGAAAAUGGAGAAAGGGUCUCUCUGUGUCCCGUCCCUUCCAAUCCUAGGUCUGGAACCUUAUUUGUUGUAGGGCAGCUCUGGGGACAUGUGGGGUUGUGGAAUUGGGUCAGGAACCCUCUUUGGUAUUCUGGGUAUUGUAGGUUCUCUAGCAGGCUAGAACCGCGUAUAGACUGUCCUCGGGUUCCAAGACUCAGAGGAAGGUUUUUUGGUGAGCUGGAAACGGAAGUAAGAAGUGCUUCCCGCAGGCCGUGGAUGUGGGGGCUUUGGCAGUCUUGGAACAGGAGGGAUGAUUGGAGAGGCUUUCUCAUAUGGCCCUCACGGGCCCAUGAGUCUGGUCACCUAGGUUUGGCUGCACUGUGUCGAUCUGUCAUGAGUUGGGCUUUAGUUGAGCCCAGAAUCCUCGCACUGGGGCCUGUUCUCAGCACUGGGUUGAUCCCUUCCUUAUCAGAGAUGAUGCAACCUUUUCUGAUUCUGCCCAGACUCUAAGAAUGCUAUGACCUACGGGAGAAUUGUUAAACUCUAUCCUGACUAAGAGAUGAAAAAUCGUACCAGUCCUUAACUGUGGAGGUGUCUGGGUUCCAGUGUUCCUUGGGGUUCUCUCUGCCUGGGACAAGCCCCUUCUUCCUUUAGUGGGUUUUUGGACAUCUUCUGGCAAGCGUCCAGAUUCCAGAAACUUCUUUGCCCCUAGAAGUCACAGGUGCUUGGUAACUUUCUUACCUUAGAAAAGCUAGGUCUGUGACCUGGCCUUCCUGUCACUGCAUUCCUGUCUGGAACCAGUGAAUGCACUAGAACCUUCCACAGGGAGAAAAAAGGGGCUGAGUUCCAUUCUGGAUUUGCUGUAGUUUGGGAUUAUGAUUGGAAUUACUGUUGGGAUUAGGGAUUUAGAAGAUUUAAAAGAGUAAUUGACUGAUGGUCCUUCUAGUUGACCAAGUAUCCGGGUAGGAUUAAGAGGUUGGUUGAGGGGCACAGUCUCCGUUGUAGGCCUAGUAGGUAGAAAGUUGGGAAUGGGGAUGCCUCUUAACUAGAUGGGAUGUCUGGAAUGUGAGAGGAUACUCUGAAGCCUUGAUUUACAGUUCUUCCCCUGCUGCCUUGAGAAAUGUUUGAUUGUAGGGUAUGGGUGGAGGGUAAGGAGCACUUUGAAUUUCCGGGGUGGGGUAUUGUUCCCUCUUCCUCCCCCCUGCAGAAUUGAAGCAGGGAGAGAAAGCAGAAGAAAGAUAUGAGAAGGAACCAUGAGUGUGUGUGUGUGUGUGUGUGUGUGUGUGUGUGUGUGUGUGAGUGUGAGUAUUGGUUGGGCAGGUGGAGAGCGCCUAGGGCUAGAAAUGAUGGAUCUUGCAAGAUUGGAAUCUUGGAAUAAAGAACCCUCUCUGUGCUG